CGCAGUACAUUUUUUUUCUGUUUUUAUUUUUGCCAACUUAUUAAUUAGAUUUGUUGUAUGCUAUGUCUGAAUAGCAUAAACGAAUGAGAGCAGCCUACAAACUACUCUCGACAACAGAAACAACAACAAACAACAAUAUAUCCACAAAUUUUCUCAUCAAUUUCCUUACCAAUUUCCUUACACCUAACAACAACAAACUAAAGCCACAACUACCAACUGUAAAAAAAAUCUACAAGAACAAGUACCACUUAAACUGCUAAGCGCUUCACUAAAAAAGAGAAAGAAACAAAAAGAAAGAGAGACAGAUCGAAAGAGGGAGAACAGCAUACAAAAAGACAACGCCAUAACAUCAAUUGAUACUCUUGUGGCAGGAAGGAAGGAGGUGGCUAAAUCAAAUCCCCAUUACAUACAACAUAACCAAACCAUUGGCAUACGAUUUGCAUUAAGUUUGAAUGUCUCCGAGCGUUCUGUGAGCGCAUGUGGCAGGCACACACCAAAAACUCAUACAAGUGAGAGAAGAGACAGACAGACAGAGAGAGGGAAGAGCAGAAUUAUCUCACUAACUAACAACAAACAGCAGCAGGCAGCUGAGCGCCAACGAUCGCGCACUAAAGAGACACCAAGCUCAAGCUUAUCCAUCCCAUCCGCCUCAUCACCAAUAAAUCAAGCAAUCCAAGCAAGCAAGCUAAGAAGUGAGCAAGCAGUUUAGCAGCACAGAGAGUAUUUUGAAAAAAGUACUCGUGCUCUCACUCUCAGGAUAUGUACGGCAACAAUAAUUCGGGUAGUAACAAUAAUAACGGUGGUUAUCCCCCAUACGGUUACAACAAGGCGAGUAGCAGCAGCAGCAGCAGCAGCAGCAGAAUUCACACCAAUAACGGAAAUAGUGAUGAAAACCUAGCACGACGUCAACGUCAACUCAUCACCUAAAGGCAAGUGGCAUGGCCAACCUGACCUUUUGUUGUGAGCUUAGUGGAGUGAAGGAGCGCCACACCCCACACCACCCAGACGGGACGCUAGCUAGCCAGCAGCUAUCCACCAAUGGAAUAGCCGUUUCCUUCGACCAGCGUGCAGCAACGGGCUGAACUGUGACAAUGUAGGCCCCCCAACGUCGCCGCCAAAGCAGCCUCAGAGCAAGCACAUCAUCAACAAGAACAGCAACGUCAUGCCCGAACCUUUAAUAUUGGUUCGAGCCAAGCAGGAACUUUAAAGAAAACGAACCACAUAUUUUAUUUUAUAAUUUUUUUUAUACAAUUUUUUCUGGUGCAAAAUGAACAUCAAACAGAAACGCCAACAGCGCCUCGGUGGGCGCAUAUUUGGCAUGUCCCAUUCACUGCCAUCCGGAAUGUCACGUUAUGCGUUCUCACCACAGGACACAGAAUUUCCAUUUACAAGUUCCUCGUCUCGGCGCGGCUAUAAUGAUUUCCCUGGCGGUAAUGGCGGUAGCGCCAAUUCGUUGGGCGGCAACAUUUGCAAUGUUCCCCCAACGGCCAGCAACAAUUCGUUAAACAAUCUGUGCGGCAUGUCCAUUGGCAGCGGUGGCAGCGAUGAUCAUGUUAACGAUCAGCGUGUCAAUGGCACGAAUCUGAUUGUUAACUAUUUGCCGCAAGACAUGACUGAUCGUGAGCUGUAUGCACUCUUUCGCGGUAUUGGUCCCAUUAAUACGUGCAGAAUCAUGAGAGACUAUAAGACUGGCUACAGUUUUGGGUAUGCUUUCGUGGACUACACAUCGGAAAUGGACUCACAGCGUGCUAUUAAGAGCUUGAACGGCAUCACAGUGCGCAACAAACGGCUAAAGGUUUCAUACGCACGUCCUGGCGGCGAAUCGAUCAAGGAUACCAAUCUGUAUGUCACCAAUCUGCCGCGUACAAUAACUGACGAUCAGCUGGACACGAUCUUCGGCAAAUACGGUUCCAUUGUGCAGAAAAACAUCUUGCGUGAUAAGCUCACUGGCAGGCCACGUGGUGUGGCAUUUGUGCGCUAUAACAAACGCGAGGAGGCACAGGAGGCGAUCUCGGCGCUCAAUAAUGUCAUACCAGAGGGUGGAUCCCAGCCGCUCUCGGUCCGUUUGGCCGAGGAGCAUGGAAAGGCGAAGGCGGCGCACUUUAUGUCGCAAAUGGGCAUGGGACCGCCGGUACCACCACCACCACCGCCACCACCCCACUUGCACAUGAAUGCCCCAAAUGCGGGUGCCAUGUCAGCGGGCUUCAAUAACAUGGUUCACAGAGACGGAGCUAUGGAAAAAAUACGCUCAUUAUUCGAUGCUAUUUGCGAUGCUAUCUUUGGUCUCGAUAGUGACAACUUUGCCGACUUGCUCGACGGAUUGUACCGUAAGAAGUACCAUUAUCCCUACUUAUAAUUGUCGCCGCAGCAGCAGCAACAACAACUGGCGUGCAGCUUCAACUACAAUAACAACAGUAACAGC
Molecule: messenger RNA, 2422 nt
Organism: Scaptodrosophila lebanonensis
Lineage: Eukaryota; Metazoa; Arthropoda; Insecta; Diptera; Drosophilidae
Product: protein sex-lethal
Exons: 11
Coding region: 1268-2356 (362 amino acids)
Biological process (GO): alternative mRNA splicing, via spliceosome; sex determination
Cellular component (GO): ribonucleoprotein complex; cytosol
Molecular function (GO): mRNA binding
Source: RefSeq, a predicted model, not a curated record